AUAAUUAAAUAAAACUAAUGAAAAAGAAAAGCUUUUUAUUUAUACAAUCAUCAAUACAAAUAAUACAAGUGCAAAGAAGACAAUUUGCCUGUGGGCCAAGUCAAAAGUUAUCACUUAUUUAGCUUAUCGAUAGAAAAAGAGAAAAUUUCCAGCAAUAAAAAUGGUUGUAACGCGUUUGCUAAGUAACAUCACAAAAAGAACUAUGGCAACUGCAAGCAAUAGUGAAUUGGAAUCAUAUGCAAAAAAUUGCAGAAAGAUUGUAGGAGCUGCUUUGAAUUAUAUGGACAUUGUUAAGGAAAGAAAUGUACCAGUUCCUGAAGUGCCUUUGUUGUUCUUGAAACCUACAACAUCUUUAAUUCAAGAAGGCCAAGAUAUUGUUAUACCCAAAGUGUUCACAAAAGUUGCCUAUGAAGUAGAAUUGGGCGUUAUUAUAAGCAAACAUUGUAAAAAUGUUUCUAAAGCCAAUGCCUUAGAUUAUGUGGGUGGUUAUUGUUUGGCCUUAGAUAUGACCGCUCAAUGCUCGUUGGGCGCUGCACGUGCUAAAGGAGAACCAUGGUCUUUGGGCAAAGGUUUUGAUACUUCUACACCAGUAUCUCGUUUUAUUAAACUUGAAGAUAUCAAGGAUCCUCACAAUGUGGAUUUAUGGCUUAAACUUAAUGGUGAAUACAAACAAAAGGGCAAUACAUCAGAUUUGAUUUUCAAAGUUGAUGAUCUCAUUGCCUAUACCUCCCAAUAUAUGACUCUGGAACCAAAUGAUAUUUUAUUGACUGGAACCCCCAACGGAUCACUGCCCAUUAAGAACGGCGAUGUUAUUGAAUGCGGCAUGGGUAAUCUGAUUAAGAUGACUUUCAAUUGUAAAGAUGAAUAAUUGUGUUGCUAGGAGCGGGAAUGUGCAUUAUUAAAAAAAAAUAAAAAAUACAUAUUUUGUUAAAAAACAA
Molecule: messenger RNA, 938 nt
Organism: Calliphora vicina (urban bluebottle blowfly)
Lineage: Eukaryota; Metazoa; Arthropoda; Insecta; Diptera; Calliphoridae
Product: acylpyruvase FAHD1, mitochondrial
Exons: 4
Coding region: 161-868 (235 amino acids)
Cellular component (GO): mitochondrion
Molecular function (GO): acetylpyruvate hydrolase activity
Source: RefSeq, a predicted model, not a curated record